AUCGCAGAUGACGCCAUGAACAGCAGGACGCGCGACGCGCCGCUUCGUGCGAGCCGUCUCCGGAUUGGCGAUGCCGGCUUCCCGGAAGUGACGACCCCGGCGUACCGGCUUCCCGUUCUCAGCUGACAAGCAACAGCGGGCAACAGCGCGGCGCGCGCCUCACGCUCGGCUCUCACACAGUCGGUGGUCGAGCUUAUGCGAAGGACGUAUGUGUGCGUGCAACGUGUGUGUGGUCUCUGUGGUGAAGUUGACAGUGUCUGCUUUGUCGGCGGCCUGUUCCUGAGCCGCCUCGCCCGUGCGAACAAGUGAACGGCACCGAUGUGACCUCCCGUCUCCCUCUUUUUUUUAUUUCGUGGAGGACCCGAUACCGGAGGUGGCGAACAUGCGAGCCGAAGACAUCAUGGCCGAGGAACAGCUCCUCAACGGCCGAAGCAUGCUCGGAUUUGAACACACUCUUGCUCGCCGACACCACCCUCGGACGGCGCCGUGCCAGCUGGCCUUCUUCUUUCAACUACGACCUCUGACCCUCGCAAUGACCGCUCUCACCGUGGAUGUUUGGCCAGUACAAGGAGGACCUAGGGGCCUUCGCCAAAUCCGAGGCGCUUCGGCUGAAGCAAUUAGAGAAGCUGCGCAAGAAGGAGGAGAAGCUCGACCAAAAGGAACUCAAGCCGUACCGGCCAGAGUGGCAGCGAAAGUGCUUCGACUUCUUGUCCAGCAUCUGGAAACACACGUUCGCCCGCCUCGGCGAGGACUGGGUCUUCCUCAUCCUCCUCGGCGUCAUCUCGUCGCUCAUCAGUUUCUCCAUGGACUACGGCAUCUCGAUGUUCCUCAAGACAAGAAGAUGGCUACACAGAGAUCUGACGGACAAUUUAAUAUUAAAAUACGUUGUUUGGGUCUUCUUCCCAGUAUUAUUAAUAUUAUUCUCAUCUGGAUUUGCUCACACCGUAGCACCGCAAGCAAUAGGCUCCGGUAUACCCGAGAUGAAGACCAUCCUUCGCGGAGUCGUACUUAAGGAGUACCUCACCUUCAGGGCCCUGGUGGCCAAGAUCAUCGGCCUCACCUGCACCCUCGGCAGCGGACUGCCGCUCGGAAAAGAGGGACCAUUUGUGCACAUAUCAAGUAUGAUAGCCAUGUCUCUUAGUCGCAUCGUGGCCUCCUUCAAGGGCAUCUACGAGAACGAGUCCCGGACGAGCGAGAUGCUCGCCGCAGCCUGCGCCGUGGGCGUCGCCUGCACCUUCGCAGCUCCGCUGGGCGGAGUGCUGUUUAGCAUCGAGGUAACCUCGGUGUUCUUCGCGGUGCGCAACUACUGGCGCGGGUUCUUCGCCGCCGCCUGCGGCGCCCUCGUCUGGCAACUGCUUGGAGUCUGGCUCAAGGAGCAAGAUACUAUAACGGCAGUAUUCAGGACAAACUUCCGAAUGGACUUUCCAUUUGAUCUCAUCGAACUAGUCGUUUACGCUGUGAUGGGGGCCGCCUGUGGAGUGCUGGGCGCCACGUUCGUCUACAUGCACAAGAGGGUUGUGCUGUUCAACCGAAAACACAAGCGCAUGAGCGCUUUCCUGCAGAGGAACCGGUUUCUAUACCCGCUGAUCAUUACUGUAUUCAUAUCAUCAGCCACGUUUCCCGAGGGCCUCGGACAAUUCAUGGCUGCAGAGCUAACAACGCACGAGGCGGUGCACGACCUGUUCACAAAUUUCACGUGGACUUCGAGCGACCUGGGCGUGGACGAACACAUGGUGGUCAACCACUGGGGCACCACCAAGGGCCGCGUCUUCCUCACGCUCAGCCUGUUCAUCUUCAUGAACCUGUGGAUGACUGCGUUGGCCGCCACCAUACCCGUGCCGCUGGGCCUCUUCAUACCUGUCUUCAAGAUGGGCGCCGCUUUCGGCAGGCUCAUUGGCGAAACGAUGGCUGUCCUUUUUCCGGAAGGUAUACGCAUGGGCGACAACAUCAACAAGGUCAUCCCUGGCGGCUAUGCUGUCGCAGGCGCCGCAGCCAUGGCCGGGGCCGCUACCCGUACCAUAUCGACCGCUGUCAUCGCGUUCGAGAUGACGGGACAGAUGUCGCACAUCCUCCCCGUCAUGAUAGCGGUGCUGAUUGCGAACGCUGUGUCCCAGAUGCUUCAGCCUUCAGUGUAUGAUUUGAUCAUCAAACUGAAGAAGCUACCAUACCUACCGCCCAUCCUGUCUACGUCUUCCGAGGCCCACAGCAUCUACGUGGAGGACAUCAUGGUGCGCGACGUGGUCUUCAUCUGGCAGGGCGCCACCUACAAGGACCUCAAGCACCUGCUGCGCACCAACAAGCGCCUGAACUGCUUUCCGCUCGUCGAGUCGCCCGACUCCAUGAUCCUGCUGGGCUCUAUUCCUCGGCUGGAGCUUCUGCGGCUGAUGGAGCUGCAGCUGGGCCGCUGGCGGCGGCUCCAGGAGGUGGCCCGGCGCCGGUCCAUGGACCUCACUUCGCGGAAGAGCCCCAUGGAGCAGCGUCGACAAUCGCGCUUCGAGGUCGUCCCCGUUACCAACAGCGGAAGGCCUUCCCCAAAAUCUUCACCACCUCCUUCUCCUCCGUUGACACCGAAGUCACCAAAAAAGUCAAUCCUCAAAGAUUAUGGCAUGCAGUCUCCAUACUCAACAAUAACAUCUCAAGAUUCAAGGCUGAGGCAAGCAUUUGAAGUAAUAUUUAGGAAGUCAUUGACUCUCCAAGAUGUAAAUCCCGAUAAAGAUGCCAGCUUGCCCAACACUCCCACAAGCACAAAAAGAGUACAGCUGCCCCGUGAAAGGAUCAUUGACAUGUCACCUGAAGAGCAACUGUCAUGGGAAGAGGAGCAGCUAGCCCAGCCCAUCGACUAUGCACACUGUCACAUUGACCCUGCACCCUUCCAGCUGGUCGAGAGGACCACACUUCUGAAGGUGCACUCCAUAUUCUCAAUGCUUGGCCUCCAACAUGCUUAUGUCACCACCAUAGGACGUCUCAUAGGAGUGGUGGCUCUCAAAGAGUUGAGGAAAGCCAUUGAGAAGAUGAACAGUGGCGGCUUCUCUAAGCCGACCGGUGCACCAGGAAGUGAGCUGCCCAAUGGAACAGCUGCAGGUGCUGAAGCACCAUCGGAGACACAGUCAGAGUCAGAAGAUGCUGCCGAGUCCUCGUCCAAGACAACACGGCAGAAAAAGUCUACCAAGAAAUCGGAAAACAAAGGAUCGCCCGUCUGACCCUCAGAAUGGCCUUCCGAAGCAAGGAGCAUGAAUGUUUGUCAAGUACUCUAGACAUUUGCACCUUUAUACCAAAUCGCAUCGUUCGUAUUGCUGUGUUCUCUCAGAGGCUACGGUGAUUGUGCUGAUGAAAGCCCCCGCCGUGACAAAAGGCUGUGUUGAGAGCAGAGGGUGCCUGAAUGAGAGCACAGACUUACGUGUUUCGAUCUUCCAUGCUGUAAUUUAAGGCAUAAUUUGUGAAGCUGUCAUUUUUUUUCUAUAAUGAUGAUAGAAGGAUGAGUGUGUUUUACACAAGGAACACUAUGUUGACAGGUGAUUUUAAUUGUGCUAGUUGCUGAGCCUAGGCUUGUGUUGUUAGUCCCCGUGUUCAGUGGUUAUUUGUUGCUACACAUCUAAUUCAUUAAAGCAAUAUCAUUUUACACCUAAUUGCAUCACCAUAUUUGCAGUUUUAGAUGUAUUUUACUGAGAUAAGCAAAACGACUGGAACCUAAAUCGUUUUGGUCUCUUUUUAUUUAUCGUAAACAAGCAUUCAUCUUUACAGAUGAGCAUGCAAGGAUGUUUUGUUCUGGAGAAGACAAGGAUUUUCUAGUAGUGAGUGCAGAAUGUGAUUUAAUUUCUCAUUACAGUGCUUACUGUAAGAAACAUCUUCCAUCUGCUAUGUGCUGUUUUUGUAGACUCUAAAUCAGUUACUAUCUUCCAAUAUUUUUUUUUAUGUGCUGACCAUUCACACAUUGCUGUUGUAAGAUAUUGCUGCAUAUCUCUCCACUAUUCCUCGUUUGUUUUAUUAUCAUCCCUGUUUCUAGAACUGAAAAUUCACAUGGGCAGUAAUCCAAACCAGAUAAAAAGGUUCGGAAUGCAAUACACCAAACAAAAAGGUGGCAAUAACACAUGUUGAAAGAUGUUAACGUGUCUGUCUCUUAAACAUCUGUCAACAACAUCUGUGUGGUUGGCUUCCUGCUUUUAUUUUGUUAUGAAUUUGCUACCUGACCACAUGGGAUGUUUCCUAGCCAUUGAUUUAUUAUAUAGGUGAGAUGAAAUAUAGGAAGACAAAAGAAAGUGGACAUUCCGUCCUGUUUUCAUGCGUGGCAUUUUUUCGCAGCCUGGUUUUGAAAUAGAGUGCACAGAGUGUAUGGUUCACCGGUGUCCAGGAUGCUCAAACAGGACUUGUCAAGUCUGCUCAUAGGGUGUUUGUGUGUUUUGCGCGUGCACGGAUGCUGCCUUCUGUCUACAGUUGCUGUGAAAGUGAUUCUCCUUGUUGCUCAUUUGUGUGCGAGAGUUCAUUGUUGUUGCACCAUGUUCACAUUCAAGUUAUUAGUAUACCUUGUUGUUUCCUUUUGUUUUCCUGGCAUUGAGUGUGCAUGUGUGAAUGCAGGCAGAAGAUAGUAUCCAGGGGGGCUGCUCUGCAAGUGUCCGCCGAGUGGACAUGCCCAUUUCGUCUGCUGCUGAGGUGCUGACUGGCUGAGGGCACCUGUCUCUUUCUGACGCACCUAUCUCCCAGCCCAGCCAAUCAGAACUCCAUCGGCCGACGAAAUAGACAUGUCCACUAAGUGGACACUUGCAGAAUACCCCUCCAGUGCAAGAAGCAGUCUUCCCAAAGGGGCAGUUUGCUCUGGUUAUUGCCCUCUUAUUUUUUUAUAUGCAUGUUUUUAUACUAGAAUGUGCAUUGCUAUUCAAUGCAGUGCAUAGCGCUGCAGCUUGAAGGAAGAAAUGCUUUUCUAGGAGUGAUAUAGCUUGUUGUGAGGUAUGCCUUCUCACAAUGCUGUCAAUAAAAGUCACAAGAGCAGAGCA
Molecule: messenger RNA, 4988 nt
Organism: Dermacentor albipictus
Lineage: Eukaryota; Metazoa; Arthropoda; Arachnida; Ixodida; Ixodidae
Gene: ClC-a
Product: chloride channel protein 2
Biological process (GO): transmembrane transport; chloride transport
Cellular component (GO): plasma membrane
Molecular function (GO): voltage-gated chloride channel activity
Source: RefSeq, a predicted model, not a curated record